Messenger RNA from Macadamia integrifolia, 615 nucleotides. RefSeq names its product 60S ribosomal protein L2, mitochondrial. The record is from RefSeq and is a predicted model, not a curated record. Gene Ontology annotation, cellular component: ribosome. Gene Ontology annotation, biological process: cytoplasmic translation. The coding region runs from base 1 to 615 and encodes 204 amino acids. The transcript has a single exon. Gene Ontology annotation, molecular function: structural constituent of ribosome; RNA binding. NCBI's taxonomy places the organism in Eukaryota, Viridiplantae, Streptophyta, Magnoliopsida, Proteales, Proteaceae.
AUGGUGAUGAAUUGCGAUUGGUCCAAACCUUCGACCAGCGGCUUCUUGCGACCUGCCCAGAAUGCCCAUACAUACCAAGACCUUGUUCACACAGCGAAUAAAGGCCGGGUGGAAGGGGGCAAUCAGCUGGCUGCUUCUUGGCCACGCCCCCCUGCUUAUAGAUACGAUAUACUUGAUCUAAAUUCUCAAAUAGGAAAUUGCAUACCAUUAGCCGAUAUACGUAUAGGAACAUGGGUACAUGAUAUUGAAUGUAAUCCAGGUCAAGGCGCAAAGCUGGCUCGAGCCGCAGGAACUUUUGCAAAAAUAAUGAAGGAACCAGCACCACAAUGUCUUGUGCGGCUACCUUCGGGUGUUGAAAAACUCAUUGAUUCCCGAUGCCGAGCUACUAUUGGUAUAGUUUCCAAUCCCAACCAUGGUGCACGUAAGCUUAGAAAAGCUGGACAAAGCCGGUGGUUAGGCAGACGCCCCAUUGUUCGUGGUGUUGCAAUGAAUCCAGUGGAUCAUCCUCAUGGAGGAGGUGAGGGGCGCACGAAAGGAGGUAGACCUUCGGUGUCACCUUGGGGGAAGCCCACCAAAGCUGGAUUUCGGGCAGGGGUGGGGAAACGCAGAAAUUAG